AUUAAUGAUUAUUGGUAGGUACAUUAUAACGACCGCGAUUGAGGCUUAUCUGCCCGAUGAUAAUUGUACGUAUUUAUUUUAGUUUUAAGUAUUAUACAACUUGUUUUCAACGUUCAGUUUAUUAUAAACCACGCCGGACGCUUAUCUGAAUGCCAUUUCCCACGUACUAACUACUAGCAAGUAGUCGCCGUUGAACCGCUGCCAAAAGUAACCAUUCGUAAAACUCGCGUCUGUUUACAAGGGCCAACGCCGAACAAAACAAAACUCGGGAAAGUUUCCAAAACUUUUUUUCUUCAAUUUCUUCUCGUCGCUGGUUUGCUGCCAAUUAAUUCCUCGUCCCGACAACUAUGGGUGGCAAACACUCUAAAAUGGAUCCCAUGGACGUCGAAGUGCCCGAACUCCAAAAACAGCUGGAUCGCGAUUCCUAUUUAAAACCCUACGAAAGGGAAUUCAAACGCAGGUAUGCGUGCUUUUUGGAUUAUUUGGAAAGAGUAAAAGAUGAGUCAAAUUUAGAAUCGUUUACAACGGCUUAUAAAACGUUUGGUCUUCAUUUUAAUAAUGAUGGGUCUGUGUAUUGCUUGGAAUGGGCUCCUGGAGCUAAACAACUCUAUCUCACUGGUGAUUUCAAUGGUUGGAAUAGAGAAAAUUAUCCCUACAAAAAACUGGAAUAUGGAAAAUGGGAAUUAACUAUACCACCAAACAGUGAUGGAACACCAGUUAUUAAACACUUAUCAGAAAUAAAGAUUGUAGUUGAAUCUCAUCAUGGUGAAAAAAUGGAUCGUUUAUCACCUUGGGCAACUUAUGUAGUUCAACCACCCCGUGAAGAAGGAGUGACAUUCAAACAAAAAGUUUGGAAUCCAUCAGAUCAUGUAUAUCAAUUUAAAUAUCCUAAAGUACCAAAACCAUCUAGUUUACGAAUAUAUGAAUGUCAUGUUGGGAUUGCCACAUCAGAAUACAAAGUUGGAACUUACCAAGAAUUUAAAGAUAAUAUGUUAGAUCGUAUUCUGGAAUUAGGAUAUAAUACAAUUCAAAUAAUGGCCAUUAUGGAACAUGCCUACUAUGCUUCUUUUGGAUAUCAAGUGACAAGUUUUUAUGCAGCUUCAAG
Molecule: messenger RNA, 1105 nt
Organism: Acyrthosiphon pisum (pea aphid)
Lineage: Eukaryota; Metazoa; Arthropoda; Insecta; Hemiptera; Aphididae
Product: 1,4-alpha-glucan-branching enzyme
Biological process (GO): glycogen biosynthetic process
Cellular component (GO): cytoplasm
Molecular function (GO): 1,4-alpha-glucan branching enzyme activity; cation binding; hydrolase activity, hydrolyzing O-glycosyl compounds
Source: RefSeq, a predicted model, not a curated record